AUGACGCCUAGGAAAUCUGUGAUAAAUUUCAUCAACGAUGUCCAAAGUCAACUAGAUCUUGUAGAUAUAUGGAGAGUUAAAAACCCGCAAACUAAAAGUUUUACCUGGAGUCAACGAUCUCCGCCGAUAUUUUGUCGCCUUGAUUAUUGGUUGAUUUCUAACAAUUUACAUGACUGGGUCAAAGCCACAAAUAUAAUCCCCGCCAUCAGAACUGACCAUUCUGCUAUCUAUUUAGAAUUUGGGAACGUGGACAAAGAGGCUAAGGGUCCUGGGUUCUGGAAGAUGAACACCUCCAUAUUGGAGGAUGAUGAGUACAUUGAUGACCUUACAAAAAUGGUACCAAUUUGGAUCAAGGAAGGCCGAAAAGAACUUUCCGACCAUCGUAACAUUUGGGACUGGAUAAAAUAUAACAUAAGAGCUCAUGCUAUAAAAUAUUCCAAAAAGAAAGCAAAGGAGAGAAACGAAAGACGAUCAAAACUUGAAAAAGAAUAUACUGAAGCGAAACAGGUUUUCGAAACGAACCCCAAUGAUUUGAAUGGCAACAAUUUAAAUGCGGCUAAGGAUAAGCUCGAAUCAUUUUAUGAUGAAAAAGUCAACGGAAUAAUAAUCCGUGCCCGAGCACGUUGGCAUGAGCACGGCGAGAAAAGUACCAAAUAUUUCCUAAACUUAGGAAAAAGAAAUCAUGUAAAAAAAGCAGAUAAGGAAACUAGUAAUCAGCGGCGUCGUAAAGACAGAUCCCUAUGACAUUCUUCAAGAACAAAACGUUUUUAUCGAGAGUUAUACAAAAGUUCAAAUAGUGAUGCGGAAAACCGUCAGAACAUUGUAAAGUUUCUAGAGAAUUUGAAUAUACCUCAAUUAACCGAAGAACAAAAGUUGACCUGCGAAGGCAAAAUUUCAGCUGAGGAAUGUUACAAUAUCCUCGAGAGCUUUCAAACCAACAAAACUCCCGGGAAUGACGGAAUUCCUAUAGAAUUCUUCAAAGUGUUCUGGCCUUUAAUAAGCGAUCCUUUUCUUAAAUGCGUGAACGAAAGCUUUGAAAAAGGUGAAAUGUCUUGUUCUCAAAAACAAGUGGUAAUUACUCUAAUAGAAAAAAAAAGGAAAAGAUCGUUCAUAUAUUGAGAACUGGCGUCCAAUCUCUCUCGUAAACGUUGACACAAAAAUUAUGUCUAAAGUGAUCGCCACUAGAAUUAAAAAUGUUCUUUCAAAUAUUAUACACCAUAACCAAACUGGAUACGUGAAAGACCAAUAUAUCGGCGAAACAAUUAGAUCAGUUUUCGAUAUUAUGGAUUUCACUUCAAAAGAAAGUAUUCCGGGACUAAUGAUAUUUAUUGAUUUUGAAAAGGCAUUUGAUAGCGUAGAAUGGGAAUUUCUUCUCUAUUGUUUGAAAUCCUUCAAUUUUGGCCCUAAUUUCAUCCAUUGGGUUCAAACGUUCUACAGAAACAUACAAAGCUGUGUGAUAAACAACGGACUUUCAUCUGAAUACUUUAAUCUUGAACGUGGGGUACGACAGGGGGACCCGCUCUCUCCUUACCUCUUUGUAGUUACUAUAGAAACAUUAGCAAUUGCGAUUCGACAAAAUAAAGAUAUCAAAGGUAUCUCUAUUGGGAGUGAGGAGACAAAAAUUCUUCAAUACGCAGAUGAUACGACAGCAAUACUUGCCGACACAAGCUCUACUACUGCUCUUUUUAGGCUGUUAGAUGAUUUCAAGAUUGUCUCUGGCUUAAAGAUUAAUUGUUCCAAAACGGAAGCUAUGUGGAUAGGUUCUUCAAGGAACUGCAAAGCACAGCCUUUUGGAGUUAAAUGGCCUAACGAACCGAUAAAGGCUUUAGGAAUUUAUUACACGUAUGAUCAAAAAUUGCCUCUUGAAAAGAAUUUCAUAGAAAGAUUAGACAGUAUUAAAAACCUGACUAGAAUUUGGUCCUCUAGAGGACUUUCUAUUUAUGGUAAAAUUACACUUCUCAAAUCUCUAUUAAUCCCGAAAUUUGUUUAUGUGUCAUCUUUAAUACCUACCCCAAAAGAAUUUGUAAGUCAGUUAAACCAGUUAUUAUUUCAAUUCUUAUGGAAUGGUCGUGAUAAAGUCACCCGCAGAUCGGCGAUAAAUGAAUACUCCAACGGAGGAUUAAAGAUGAUUGAUUUUGAUAGCAUGAUAAUAUCGCUUCGAUUGGCAUGGCUAAAAAGAAUAGCUAGCUCAAAUGAUGACACCUGGAAAAGGUAUCUGAGACAUCAUCUAGAACGCUUUGGCGGCCCUUUCUUGUUUCAUUGCAAUUAUGAUGUUAGUAUCCUUCCACUGAAUAUUUCUCUAUUCUAUCUAGAACUACUGCAGUGGUGGUCAGAAUUUAGAGAUACGUUCUCUUCAGAAAAAGACUGGCGUUAUAUUCUUUGGAAUAACAAACAAAUACUCUUUAAUAAUAAAAGCUAUUUCGAAGCUGGUGUAGUUCACAUCAGCGAUCUAUCCUUUGACUUAAAUAACAAAGAUUCCUUUUCCUUAGUUUCUAACAGGAUUUCUAAAACUAAUUUUUUAGUUUGGGCAGGUCUUCGACACUCCAUUCCUUCCGUUUUAAAAAAUUGUACUCAUAAAUCAACAACAGGUGAACUUUCUCUAAAAAUUGACGAUAAUAUAUUUGAUGUCACAAAGAAGAAAUCUAAAGACUAUUAUACUUUACUUGUAAGCAGAAAGGCUCUUUUUCCAACUAAUGUAAACAAGCUGCAAAAUGAAUUUCAUUUCACACUCGAGGAAGUUUGUUAA
Messenger RNA from Porites lobata, 2746 nucleotides. NCBI's taxonomy places the organism in Eukaryota, Metazoa, Cnidaria, Anthozoa, Scleractinia, Poritidae. The record is from the annotation of a GenBank genome assembly.